Penicillium soppii is the source of this 1167-nucleotide messenger RNA. Its product is annotated as glutathione-independent formaldehyde dehydrogenase. Bases 1 to 1167 code for a protein of 388 amino acids. The record is from RefSeq and is a predicted model, not a curated record. Lineage: Eukaryota; Fungi; Ascomycota; Eurotiomycetes; Eurotiales; Aspergillaceae. The transcript is spliced from 2 exons. Gene Ontology annotation, molecular function: oxidoreductase activity; zinc ion binding.
AUGGCAUUGAACAAUUUGACCGCUAUCAACGCAACAAUGCGAGCCGUUGUUUGGCAGGGCAAUCCCUAUAAUGUUGCGGUCGUCGAUUUGCCAAUGCCUACAAUUAUCAACCAAACCGAUGCGAUAGUUCAAAUGUCCAGAGCCGCAAUCUGCGGCUCGGACCUGCACAUCUAUCGAGGAACAAACGAGGGCAUGCCAGCCCCAUUUGGACUUGGUCACGAGGGAGUAGGCUAUGUAUCCCAAGUUGGGGCUGGUGUUGGCUCCCUGAAAGUCGGAGACCCAGUCAUCGUUCCCUUCACUGUUGACGAAGGACACCUGCACGCGGAUCUUACCUCCCAGAUGUAUGCUGGGUACGGUAAUGGUGGUGAUAUAGGUGGAACACAGGCCGAAUACCUGCGAGUUCCCUUCGCCGAUAACGGUCUGAUUCCAAUUCCUUCUCUGGAAUAUACCAAUCCGACCACCAACGAAUCCGUCUCUCUGAUAAACGACUAUGUUAUGCUGUCUGACAUAUUCGCUACCGGUUGGGCGUCACUCGAUUACGCCGGUUUCCAACCCGGCGAUACCGUUGCCGUGUUUGGCGCCGGGCCUGUAGGCCUAAUGGCCGCAUACUCUGCCAUCCUGCGAGGCGCAUCAAACGUCUACAGCGUGGACUACGUGGACGAUCGACUGCAACUCGCCGAAUCUAUUGGAGCGAUUCCAAUCAAUUUCCAAGAUGCCGACCCUGUAGAUCAGAUACUAGCACGCGAGCCGGAUGGCGUUGCCAGAAGCGUCGAUGCAGUUGGGUAUGAACAGGUCAAUAGAAACUUGACUGUGCAAUCGGAUGUCAUCAUACGCAACAUGCUCGCUGUGACAUCUACGGGCGGUGGCAUGGGAACUGUCGGGGUUUAUAACCAUGAAUCGAACAAUACGGCAACUGCACCGCGCGCUGCUACUGUGCAUACUGACAUCAAUUUCUCCUUGUCGGAUUUCUUCUUUGGCGAAUUCACAUGGGGGGCUGGACCUUCGAAACCAAUUGAGCUCGCGCCAAAGCUUGUGCACCUCGUUGCAUCGGGUAAAGCAAGCCCUGGAUUCAUCGUGAGUGAUGUGAUCAAUAUAGAAGAAGCCCCGGAGGCAUAUGCGAGGUUUGAGAGACACGAGACAACAAAAGUUGUCAUUGCCUUUGAUUGA